AGUGUUGUUAAGAUUUUUUAUUUUUAUAUAUUUUAUUUUCACUUUCACUGUUAUUAUCGUCAAUUUGUCAUGAGUUCCUUUAUCCUCAUCCUCUUGUUGUAUCACAACUGAAGUGAGAUAUCAAACAUUCAAUACCCCAAAUUCUAGUUCUAGAGAAAGCAAAGUUCUUUGAUUUGCCUUCCACCCCCUUAAUUUCCUUAAUUAACCAACUGGGAAAUUUGGUCUAAUUGUGAUUCAUUCUCUUUGGGGGGCUUUUGUGGAUUAAGGUUAGUAUUUGCUUGAUUAGGGAAGUCUUUAUGUGACCUGGGUGGAAUGAUUCUGUGUCUGCAUGUGUGAAUUCUGGCAAGGGGCAUUUGGUUUCUGGGCACUGUCCAAGAGUUGAAAUAUUUUUUCUUUUUCUUUAAACAGUUGCGGCUCCUGCUGAAGAUCAAGGAACUAGGGAUCUGAAGAUAAGAUAUGCAAUCUAAAUCUGAAACUGCAAAUCAACUGAGGUCUGAUCCACAUUCCUUUACACCUAACAAUGCUUAUUCUGAACCCUGGUGGCGAGGUAUUCAGUACAAUCCUGUCCCCCAAGCAAUGUUAGGAGUGAAUGCAUCUAAUUCAUCUUCACUUGAACGCCCUAAUGGUGAUUCGGAAUCCAGUGAAGAGGAUGAUGAUGCCACUAAAGAAUCACAACCCACUGCUCCUAAUCAAUCAGGAAAUUAUGGACAGGACCACCAAGCGAUGCAACAUUCUUCAUCAUCUGCACCUUUGGUACGUGAUGAUUGCCUUACACAGGCUCCACAAGUGGAACUUGUUGGCCACUCAAUUGGAUACACUCCUUUUAUAGGAAUGCCCCAUGCCAGAAUGGCUUUGCCCCUUGAGAUGGCUCAAGAGCCUGUUUAUGUGAAUGCCAAACAAUACCAAGGAAUUCUGAGACGAAGACAGGCUCGUGCUAAAGCAGAGCUUGAAAAGAAAUUAAUAAAAGUCAGAAAGCCAUAUCUUCAUGAAUCCCGGCAUCAGCAUGCUAUAAGAAGAGCACGAGGUAAUGGAGGGCGUUUUGCAAAGAAAACUGAAGUUGAGGCUUCAAACCACAUGAACAAGGAAAAGGAUAUGGGUACUGGCCAGGUCCCAUUGUCACGGUCAAUUAGUUCAUCUGGUUUUGGAUCACUACCCUCUGACUCUGCUGAGACCUGGAAUUCUCCUAGUGUGCAACAAGAUGCAAGAGGAUCUCAAGUGCAUGAGAGAUUUGAAGAACGCAACUAUGCAAAUGUUUUGCAGUCAUCAUCUACUUUUUGUUUGCACUCGGGUGAAAGAGUGGAGGAAGGGGACUGUUCAGGUCAACAACGGGGAAGCAUCUUGUCAGAGCACACCUCACAGAGGCGUCUUGCUAUUCAGUAAACCAUUGCAUGUGUUGAUGCUGAGGUUGGUAUAUAUAAUUGAGUGAACUAGUAGGUUGAGUACCUUGGCUAUCUAUCUGUAAACAUUGGCAAUUUGCAUGCAUGUCAAGCGGCAAAUCAUUCUUGGCUGGGUUUCAGCUGUUCAUGAUAUGGGGAGAAGAAUGAUUGAUUGGGCCAUCAUACUUGUGUUGUUGAAGUCUACCAGUCCUUCAUUAUAUCCUCUUUUUCAUUUUUUCUGUUUUUGUACAGAGAUAGUAGUUAGCAAAGUCAAGCCAACGGAUUAGAAGACUUGAUGAAACAAACUACUGACUCACUUUCCUCUGGCGGCUUUAUUUUAUGUUACUCACCGGUUAUUAAUGCUUAAUAUGAGACAUCAUAUGAGAAAUUUGCUGCAUGAUUGUAUUCACAUCCUCUUCGACAUUUUACCUU
Messenger RNA from Glycine soja, 1808 nucleotides. RefSeq names its product nuclear transcription factor Y subunit A-9-like. Lineage: Eukaryota; Viridiplantae; Streptophyta; Magnoliopsida; Fabales; Fabaceae. The transcript has 6 exons. Gene Ontology annotation, cellular component: CCAAT-binding factor complex. Gene Ontology annotation, molecular function: RNA polymerase II cis-regulatory region sequence-specific DNA binding; DNA-binding transcription factor activity, RNA polymerase II-specific. The record is from RefSeq and is a predicted model, not a curated record. Bases 457 to 1380 code for a protein of 307 amino acids. Gene Ontology annotation, biological process: regulation of transcription by RNA polymerase II.